CAUUAGCGGAAACGAAGCCGCUGCCGCUUGGGCUGCGCCCCUCGGUUUGCCCGUAGGCCUUGGCGGGCUCUGCUUGCAAGAGCAGGAAGAGGCGGGCAGGCGGAGGCGGGGGAGAGCGAGAGGAAAAAGGCGGGAGCAUUGUAGUGCGGGAAACGUCUCCCUGUAGGGAUUUGCUACUUGUGGGGCACUGAGCAUGGGGGGCAGUACCGCGUGGCGCCUUGGCUGGCUGGGGUGGGGGAGAGAAACAAGGGGGGCGACCCCGGUGUGUUUUUCGCUCGGCGGCGCAUUUGCUUUCCGAACGCUCCGGCCCCCCUUCACUUCAAGAAGCAGUGGCCUUGCAUUGCAGCACGGGCAGGUUAGGUUGGACAUUAGGAAAAAUUUCCUGUCAGGGUGGUUAAGCACUGGACUAAAUUGCCGAGGGAGAUUGUAGACUCUCCAUCAUUGGGGAUUUUUAAGAGCAGGUUGGAUAAACACCAGUCAGGAAUGGUCUAAUAUUUAGUCCUGCCUUGAGGGCAGGGGACUGGACUAGAUGACCUCUCAAGGUCCCUUCCAGUUGUAUGAUUCCCCCUCCCUGGAGCAGAGGCAGCUGCUGGAGGGGCAGGGGGGAGAGAGGGAGUGGCUGCCCUUGGGACAAGGGUGCUGGACAAGGAGGACGGUAGGUAGGAAGCCAAGGGGGCUACGAUAGUGCCAGCGUGCUCACAGGACUCCUGUUCUGUCUGCGGCCUGAUAGGCAGAGCAAGCUGCAGGAGGAGACAGCUGCUGCGUGUGCAGAGCAGGGGCAUUUCUGCAAGUGUAAGUCACACUUGGUAGUGUACAAAUCAGAGCAUGCAGGCUUGUACUGUAUGGCUUGCACGUGGCAUAGUGAUUACUUCUCCCAGUUUUCCCCAUAAGAGUUCAUCUUGACUUUCUUUUAUUCUUUUAAGAUCCUUCUAAUCGUGUGUCAUUUCUUCAUAAUUGAAAAGCCUUUUUCAUUGUCAGCAUGAUUGCCUGUCAGAAAACAAUAUGUAUGCCUGGACAUCACUGAUUCUGGCAGUUUUUUGCCAUCCUUUUUGUGUACAGCUGUAUUUUCGACUAGUGGCCUCUGCCUUAGGGAUGAGAACAUGGGUGGCCACUGGGUCAAGGGUAAUCUUAUACCCUCUUCAUGGGCAUAGGCAACACCUGGGGAAAGAAGUCUGUGCAGCUCAGAAAAUGGUCCUUUCCUCCAAGCCCUUAUUGGGGAAAGUUGCAGUAACGCAACACUGAUAUUCUUAAUUUAUCUCCGUUAUCUGCUGCUACCACUUUCCCACCUUUUCAUCUCCAACCAAGCUAUGCCAAACAUACUGUAUACAGAAAUAGGAGCGUAACAGAGGUGAUUGUCUUUUGAGGAGACAGGGGAGGGAAUAUGCUAUUGGUCAUCAUGACCAAUGUCCUGUAAAAUGCCAGUUCAGAACCGCAUGACAUCUUGGUGCAUAUAACUGUGUCACUUGCUAUGAGUCUAGGUGGCAUUAGCUUGUCACCACAUUCCAGCUUCAGUUACACUGUGAUGAUAUUGCAACUGAAAAGCUUCAUGGUACUGUUGCAGUGAAUGGCAUGUUAUGUUCCUGUAGAAAUUACCAUAAAACUUCUCUCGCUGGGGGGUGAGGGGGUUAAUUUAGAAAGAGAAUACCAGAAUAAAGGAGCAAGUGGUAUGUAUACUUUCCCCCUCAAUCUCGGAGUCUCUGCCCCUGCAAGGUGAGAACCUGCUUGACAGAAGCCUCAAUGGAGUGAAUUGAGGCAAGAGGAAAAAUCAUAGGCCUGCUACUGUGCUCCACCUAUGUGGGAGGGGGUCAAAUUUCUAACAGCUAGAAGGUUAAAUGCACACUGGGACUCGGAGCGGUGUGUGGGGCGGGAGCUGAAUGCUAAACUGGCACAUCUGCAGCCUUGGAUGCCUUUAUACCAUUCCACAGUUUGUCAGCUUUCUAAAAUAAACUAGAGCUGUCAAGCGAUUAAGCAGAUUAAUCGCAUGAUUAAACAAUAAUAGAAUUUAUUUAUUUGAAUAUUUUGGAUGUUUUCUACAUUUUCAAAUAUAUUGAUUUAAAUUACAACACAGAAUACAAAGUAUACAGUGCUCACUUUAUAUUUAUUUUUAUUACAAAUAUUUUCACUGUAAAAAAACCCAAAAGAAAUAGUAUUUUUCAAUUUACCUGAAACAAGUUUUUUAGUGCAAUCUCUUUAUCAUGAAAGUUGAACUUACAAAUGUAGAAUUAUGUACAAGAAAGACUGCAUUAAAAAAUAAAACAAUGUAAAAUUGUAGAGCCUGCAAGUCCACUCAGUCCUACUUCUUGUUCAGCCAAUCGCUCAGACAAACAAGUUUUUACAUUUGCAGGAGAUAAUGCUGCUGGCACAUAAAUACCUUGAAAUGCCAUCUACAAAAGUGUCUUGCAAAUGCCUGUUCUCACUUUCUAGUGACAUUGUAAAUACGAAGAGGGCAGCGUUAUCUCCUGUAAAUGUAAACAAACUUGUUUGUCCUAGCGAUUGGCUGAACAAGCAGUAGGACUGGGUGGACUUGUAGGCUCUGAAGUUUUCUAUUGUUUUGUUUCUGAGUGCAGUUAAGUAACAACAACAAAAAUCUACAUUUGUAAGUUGUACUUUCAGGACAGAUUGCAUUACAGUACAUGUAUGAGGUGAACUGAAAAAUACUAUUUCUUUUGUUUAUUUUUACAGUGCAAAUAUUUGUAAUCAAAAAUAAUAUACACUUUGAUUUCAGUUACAACACAGAAUACAAUACUUAUGAAAAUGUAGAAAAACAUCCAAAAUAGUUAAUAAAUUUCAAUUGGUAUUCUGUUGUUUAACAGUGCGAUUAAAACUGUGACUAAUCGCGAUAAAUUUUUUUAAUUGCAAUUAAUUUUUUUGAGUUAAUCACGUGAGUUACCUAUGAUUAAUUGACAGCCCUAAAAUAUACUGAUGCAGUGUUAGUAAUGGGGUGUAUAAUGCUUCAGUCAAAAGUGUGUGUGUGUAGGAGGAAGGGGAGAGAACUUAAUUGUUCUUAAUUAACCAAAAUGUAUUAUGGUUUUUCAUAUUUUUAAAUGUUUUAAAUCUGCCCCAGUUUCAUACAAAAAAAUCAAUUCAAGCCCUGGUAGUUCAUAUGAGAAAUGUGAAGGGUGAGAUAGUGUGAAGUUUCCCUUUUAGUGGGAGCAUCACCUGGCUGGUAUUUUGGCCAGCUUUGGCUUUUGUUAGCUAUUUUUACCCACUGUGUUUAAUUUUGUAUUUUUCUUUUAUAAUUUAUUUUACGUGCACUUGUGUGUGUUCUUUUUGCCCUUGGGCUACCAUUCCUAGUACCCUAGUGGAAGCCACCUCCACCUGCAACUUAAACUUUUAAAUAAAACCUGUGCUCGGCGGCUGUGCGCUGUGUCAAAGACAACUCCUGUGUCGAUUGCCUGUUUUUUACAAUUGUUCCCCAGGGGUACACAUUUGGCGCCGAGCCGACAAAAAGUUAAUGCGGCUCUGCACUGUGAUAGCACCUGGGAGCCCCAGUCCUGGACCAUUGUGCAAGGCAGUCUAUAAACACAGCAAAAAGGCUGGCCUUGCCCUGCCUCUGAGAGUUUAGCAUUUGUUCACUGACAGAUUCUUCCAAUAACGAUUUCAAAGCUAGUAGCGGAACUUGGAUGUUGCUUUGCAGCCGUUUUUAAGUUAGGUACCUUCCCCUCACUGAUUUGAUAAUCUGGAGAUCUUGCCAUUAUUUAUUAAUAUCUUCGGCUGGUGUCCAAAGGCUCCAAUUAAAUUUGGGGUGCCUUUUUUUUUAGAUGCUGCACAAAUACAAAAUAAUUCAUAGUCCCUGCCCCCAAAGAGCUAACAACGGAAUGUAUUUAACACUUAAAAGCUGUGUAUACAUUUACUCUCACAAAACAAUAAAAGAUUGCAAACAAAAAAACAUAAUUUAUUAUUUGUAUUAAGAGGACAGGUGUGCAAGGAUCUUCGCGUGGUUUCUGCCCUGAAGCACUUAUAGUUUAGAAGUUUAAAAUGACAACAAAGGAUGGAGAGAACAAAUUAUAGCAGAAAGGGAUGAAAUGGACAAGUUUAAAUCCACAUGAUCAUGUAACUCACUUCAUGCAAAUUUUUAGCAAACUUUUUUUAAGUUUACAUUUUUGUAGUUCACUUCUUUCAGGCUUUGUGACAAAAGUGAAUUUUUGGGAGAGAGUUAGACCAAGUUUGUCAAAAGUGACUUGAUUUUCCGUGGCUCAGUUUUUUGGGGGGCCAACUUAAGACUGAUUUUCAGAGGUGAGCUUUCAGCACUUUCUUAAAAUCAGGCCUCUUUAAGGUGUCUCAAGUUGGGCAUUCAAAAAGGAAAGCAUCCCAAAUCACUAGCUACUUAGGAAAAUUUCCCCACAGUGACUUGAAAAAUAGGUUGUAGGAGAGUGUUCCAGGCAUAUUUGUAGAGAUGGUGCAGAGAUGUUUGUGUGCGGGGAUGAAGGGAUGUUAAUAGUGGUGUCACUGGGAGAGCAGAAGGGGUAGAGGGAAUGUGACAGACUAGUUAAGGACAUUAUUGACUGCCAAAAUAAUUGGCAUGAAUUAAUAAGGGGAUGAACAUCCACUGUUACCGUUGCUACACUGGUCUUAUGCCCCUGGAAAUUCUGUAUCAUACUAGGAGAAUCCCCAGCUGGCCACUUAGAUCAUCUUGAAGGCUGCUUUGUUAGCUGGAACGGCACAAAGUACUCUUACUGGGAGCAAGGAUCUGGUCCUAAUUUUUUUGUAAUGACAGUAAUUCAGUUUUUCUGGUGGGACAGCUAUGGGAAAGGGACAGACGCAUAGACAGAAAUCAGGGUAGGAAUAUUACUUUUAACUGGGCAUCCUUGCCAACAGAAUGUUCAUCAUUAUACCUUUAUAGAGUACCAUUUAAAAAUUAUUCCCAUCUGGAAUAUAAUUAGAAUUAUUGAAACAUUCUAAGUAAAAUGUAAUAUUUACUAAAAGUAACAAAAAAGUCAUCACUUUUAAAGCAAACAAGUGAUGCAAAAUUCUCAAAAGGGUGAGAGAGACUUGUCAAAAUCUGCUCCCCUGUGGAACAGGGCCAAGAAUAGAUGAGGUGCAAAUUCUGAGAUGUUUCGCUCUAUCAGAAAUUGCAUCCCUUGAGAGGGCUGAGGACAAGCGGUUUAAACAAUUGCUGAAGGAUGGCAGAGAAACGCAUCAGAAAUCACAUCCCCCACGUGUCCUCUGUCCUGGUUCAAGGGAUGAGAUUUCUUAUGGAGAGGAGCGAAAUGUUUAAGAAACAUGAUCAGAACUAAGGACAGGUGAGGAGAUAGAAUUUUGGAAUUGGUUGUCUGUCACCUGGAAAUUACAUCACCUCCCUCUCUUUAUUCCUGAUCCAGAGAAUGCAAUUUCAAGGGGUAAGAGAGCGCAUCCAUAGACUGCUCCAGUCCAGGCAUUUUUGAUAUAGAAUUCAGACUUUACUUAGGAUUUAAUUUUGGAAGGAGGAGCCAAAAAUGAAAUGGAUGUAGUGUUAAAAUUUGCCAGUGUCUACAAAUAUAUACAAGGUCUAUGCUUUUUUUUUUUUUUUUACUAAAGGCUAGCUCAAAGGGAAAGCACAGGUGGCUGAUCACCUGUUCGUGUUAUUGUAAAAGCAGAGAGUUAUUGGCAAAUGACACUCAGCUCCACCCAAUGCUUCUGUGCAAGAGGAAAUUAAAUCACGACGGAGUGUACGAAGGGUCGCGGUUCCAGGGCUGCUGUGCAUUUAAAUGCAGCCCUCUGCCUUUACAAGUGAUCGUGCAGAGCCAUGUUUGUCAACAGAUUCCCAGGAGCACUCAUGCUUUGAGAUGGUACUAGCGCAGCCUCCCCUAAUCCAGGGUAUGGUAGGCAGGAGUGAAUGACAGGCUGUGUCUGAUAAAUAUUGCAGCAGCAGCCACCGAGCUUCCUCUAGAAAAGUAUGCGUAUCUCCCUGCUGUCCUUGACCCACAAUGCUUUGCAAUUCUAAUGGCCAACCUAUUCCUCAGGGAGGGUGGAGGGGCACGGUGCUGCUCUCCAUUCAAUAACACUGGUGGUGACAGCCCAACAAAGAUCAGCAUUAAGAAGAUGAAUAAUGCAGCUGCUCCUUCAGCAAGCUUUGGGGGAGGGAAAUGUUGUUUUCCAGUGCAGCUGGCUAGCUGAGUAUUUUUAUCCUACUGUUAUAAAACAUUAAAUCACGUGUGGGGGGGGGGAGGGGGAGUGCAUGGUGUUUGCUUACUGCAUCCACAGGAUGUGGUGAUAUUUGUAUCUACUCCACUCUAUCUUAUAGGCAGAAAAGGUUAGAGUCCUUUGUUUAAGACUGUGGAAAAUGAUGUAAAAAAAAAAAAAAAAAAAAAGGUGCAACUUGCAAAUACUCUUUAAAAGGAAUAAUAAUGGGACCAAGCAUUCAAGAUUACCUCUUACUACUGCAGCGAGGGACACUGAAAAAGGACAGCCAAAUCCAUGAAACCCACAAAGGAAUGGUAAUUUCCAGUGGUGGAAAGGGACAUCCAAGUACCAAAGGACUAGAGAAACCACUUCCCCAUGUGAGACCUUCUUCCAGCAGAUUAGGCAAAAGUAUUUUAAAUACCACGAAAAAGACUUUUCAUUGUGCCCAGGAUGAUAGUCAACCAAGUUUUCUUUAUAAGGAAAGAAACAAGCUAGAUGAGGCUCAUCAGCAAAACAGAAUGAUGAGUGUUUGCACAUCACUGUACAAAGUACGAGGGGCAAAGAAGGACCUCAAGGAAAGAAAAAGUGAAUCUGGACUAUACAGAACCCCUUCCAAUUUGAAGGGGAAUUCACAAGGUGGCUCCACCAGGGAAGAAGAUGGACUGAUGCAAAGAUUUUAUUCCAAUCAAAAAGGAGAAUCUCAAAGAAGUCUUGGAGAGCAUGUGACUGAAGCUGUCCCUUGCACUUCUAAAUAUCCAGGGACCUCUGUGAAUGAGAUGCUUCUUGACUUUGAAUCAGUGAGAAUUAUUCAAGAGGAUGCUGCUGAGGACAGUGCCAGUGACCUUUCUGACUCAGAAAGAAUUCCCAUUCCCCCUUCCCCCUGUACACCGCCGGAACUCAACCUCCGAGCUGAAGAAAUUGACCCAGCAUGUUUUGAACACCUCUUUGAUGCGAGGUAUAAAGAAUCAAUGUAUUAUUAUCCUGACUUCCUCCCACCCCCUUUCAACUCCUGGGACCUGCAGCAGCUGGCAAUGUUUGUUAACACAGAGUGUAAAUUGGAAUCUCGACCACAGCCAGCAGGAUUUCUUGAGAAAUAUAUCGAUCGGCUUUUGCAGCUGGAGUGGCUGCAGGUGCAAACUAUACAGAAUGAGAAAGGAAAGACAGCCAAAGCUAGGCCUCAGACGGCUCCUAGUAUCAUUCGGACCCUAAAAAGCCCUGGCAAAGGCAAAUCAUUGCAUAGCCUUUUGCCUAACAAGCAGUUAACUCCCCAAGAAAGUGUUAUAAAGCUCCCCACCAGCCUUUCAGGUCACAGAAGAGAUGUACACUGUGAAGAAAAUAGCCAGUUAAAUGCAUAUCCAAGUCACUCAAAAGUUGCUGAGGUGAUGGGUGGCACGUCAUCCCCACAGAGACGUGCCUGUGAAAUGAGGAAUGAGGUGAAAAAGAGGUCAACCACCAAGCAGCAACUUCUCAAUAUGCAGCCCUGUGCAAGCAGCUCUAAGAUUCAGGAUGUUGGUAUUCAGGAUGUUGGUAACAUUAGACCCCUCAAACACUCCCCCAAGUUCCAUAGUUCAGCUGCCCCCAUCCAGGGGAGAAACACACAGGCAUGUUCAAAUCUGAAGAAUGGAAAUGCUAAUAAUUAUGUUCCUUCCAAGAAACCAACAGGGGACCGGAAGUUAAAAACAAAUGGUGUGAAGCAAACAUCAUGUGCAUUUAAAUAAUGAAGAAUCAUUUAUUAGUAAAUUGGCAAUGCAAUGCUGACUGCUGGAGAGCAGAGGGGCCGUGGUUUUUCCAUCAGGAAAUCCUGUAGAAAAUUGUUCUUGAUGCAAAUUUCUGCCCAUUGGAUCUUAAACUGGGCCAACAGGUAAUACUUUUCUCUGAAGGCAAAUGUCUUCCACUGGUCUUUACUCAAAGGGUAGACACUUGCUUAUGUAAGAGGAUUCUAUCUAAUAAGGUCAGGAAAACAUAAAAUGUCUGAUUUCUUGUCACACUGACACCCAUGUAACUUCACUGACUUCAGUGGAGUUACUCCUGAUUUACACUGGUGUAUGUGAGAGAAGAAUCAAAUCCAUACAUUCUCCAUUGAGCAGACACACAUGUGUGUCGUAUAAGGGGAAACAGAUUUGCUUUUCUUUCUGAUGGAGAAGAGCUUAGAAGAUUUUAUAAGAUAAUGGAACUGGCCAGGCUCAUCUAUGCAAAGUCAAAGUCUCUGAUUCUUGAGGGAAGAGCAGGAAAUCGGACUGUGAGGAGCAGAGAGAAGAGACUGUUUUGAAGUAAUCUUCCGGGUCAGAAGAGAUUCUACUAGUUAAAAUCAUACUACUGCUAAAGGAUUGACACCUGCUCAUCUAGUGACAGGCAAAGAAUAUGGCCUGGAUAUUUUUAUACAGCUACCUUUGUUGUAGUGUUAGACCAUUUUCCUUAAAGUCCACCUUGUAGGUCUUGCUGUUUUGUGUCAUUUAGAAGGUGACCCUCUUAACGUUUUGAACUAUUACCACUCAAGAAAGAGAUCUUGGAGUCAUCCUGGUUAGUUCUCUGAAAACAUCUGCUCAGUGUGCAGUGGCAGCCAAAAAAGCUAAUAGAAUGGUAGGAACUGUUUGGAGAAGGACAGAUAAGACAGAAAAUAUCAUAAUGCCACUAUAUAAAUCCCUGGUACACACACACCUGGAAUACUGCAGUUCUGGUCACCUGUAACAGAGUGCACUCACCUCUCGUCAGUGCCCCCUUGGCCAAGUGCACACACUUGCACACUCUCUCUUUCUGAUAGUCCCUCCUCUGGGAUAGAGCAGCACCCCAGGGCUCCCACCCUGGAGACAAUGUCUUUGCCCUCUUGGGACUUCCUGGCUGCAGCUCUCCAUCUGGGUCACUAUAGUUCAGUUCCCCCUCUGGGGUGUCUCACUGUCCAGGCCACUUCCCCCCAGUGGCUGAUGGGGGAUGAGGUGUGGGGACCCAGGCCCACCCACUACUCUGGGUCCCAGCCCAGGGAUGCUGUAGAUCGCAGCCAUCUGCUGUGUCCCUUUAACUAUGUUGUAUGGCUUCUCUAAUUCCCUGGGCCACUUCCCCACGCUGUCUUCACCUUUACCUCAGGGCCUUGUCCUAAUGGAGUCCCAGCAACCAGCUUAUAGCUCCUUCUCACUCUCCCCAACUUACGGUAGCGCUGCCCUGUCCGGGGUUCUGUAGCUCUGUCAGCCCACCACAUAUCACCCACACUCCUACAACUCCAGCAAGGAACUGAUCUCCCUCUGGCCCUGCAGCUCUUCUUAUACAAGGCUGCUGGGCCCUGACUGGUUGUAUCCCACACAGCCACUCUAGGCAGCUUGGAGGACCCUCUCCACUGCCCUUUUUUGGGGGCAGGGUGUGGCUGGGCCAUGAGGCCUCUAGCAGGGGACCACAGAAGGUUUGGUAUAUCCCGUAACAUCAUCCCAUCUCAAAAAAAUUAUUUAGAAUUGGAAAAAGUACAGAGAAGGGCAACAAAAAUGAUUAAGGGCAUGGAACUACUUCCAUAUCAGAAGGACUAAAAAGACUGGAACUGUUCAGCUUAGAAAAGAGAUGACUAAGCGGGGGAUAUGAUAAACUUCUAUAAAAUCAUGAAUGGUGUGGAGAAAGUGCAUAACAAAGUGUUAUUUGCCCCUUCACAAACAAGAACCAGGGGUCACGCAGUGAAAUUAAUAGGCAGCAGAUUUAAAAUGAACAUAAGGAAGUAUUUCUUCCCACAGUGCACAGUCAACCUGUGGAUCUCGUUGCCAGGGGAUGUUGUGAAGGCCAGAAGUAUAACUGGGUUCAAAAAAGAAUUAGAUAAAUUAAUGGAGGAUAGGCCCAUCCAUGGCCAGUAGCUAAGAAAGUCAGGGACACAACCCUGUGCUCUGGGUGCCCUUAAGCUUCUGCCUGUCAGGAGCUGGGACUGGAUGAUAGGGGAUGGAUCCCUUGAUAAUUGGCCUAUUCUGUUCAUACCCUCUGAUGCUUCUGAUACUGGCCACUGUCAAGAGACAGGAUACUGGGCUAGAUGGGACUAAAGAUCUGACCCUGUAUGGCCAUUCUUCUGUUCACUCUCUUGUGAUUGGGCCCUUUAUCUUGAAAGCUCCUGUUCAUUCUCAGCUCCUAGUGAUGGCAAUGGAGGUUGAAGUUACUGAAUAGUUUGCAGGACUGGGGCCACAAUGGUUUAGAGAAAAGAUGAAUCUCUUCCCUUUCCAGUAAAGAUAAGUUUGUUGUAAAACAACAGCCUGGUCUUGUCUAUGUAAAAAUCACACUGUUACGAGUGACAGUAAUUGGAUUCAAACAACCCUUGAAAAUAUUUCCGCGCCCCCCCCCCCCCAACAUUGGAAGCAAAAUUAGGCCCAGUGGAGUAAUGUUACUAUUUCCCAGGAGGAGGAAUGAGUUAAAGCACAGCUAUUCCAGACUUCUCACUUCAAUCAGCUCUUCUUUCAUAGCUUUAAAAAGAGGAUGUGACUGUCAUGCUGGUGAGAGGUGAACUGACAGCCCUAGGGAAUGAAGCUAUUUGUCUACACAGCCUGGGCAGUGAGAGUGGCAGCCUUCCCCUUUCAGCCCUCCCCUCCAGGUCUGUCUCCGCUGUGGUGAUUCAGUGUUUCAGACCAUUCUUCCCUCUCAUUGCUGGGGCUGCCAUUUGUGGUGGUGGCUUUCAUGAUAUGGACACCUGUCCCUGGGAACCUGUCUUUUUCAUAUCUUUCUUUAGUGUGAUUUCUACCACCUGGUCAGCCGGGAGAGAUGACAGUUGUCAGGAGCAAGGUAGCCGAAGAAUUAUGUUAAUUACACAUUUAUUUCAAUUUCUAGACCAAAGACACAGAAGUAACCAUUGCCCUAUCCUUUUGAAAUUACUGUGUCUUGUGGCAUUGCUUUCCCUAGCUCUACAGAAUUUCUUUGGCUAAAACAAACUGAUCAGUGGACAGAAACGAUGGAGGGUUUGGUGUAGCAUUUUUCUAGUCAAUCUGGGACAGCUGUAGAUUGAUUUUAUGGUUACUCCUUCCUUGUCCAGAAUGUCCCACAUAAAAUGGCUGGGGAAACCUUCAGGCUCAUAUGUAUGGUAUCUGUAAUGAUCUCUUAAGCCUUUUGUGUUGCCUGAACCUUUCCCCCCUCUCCCAAUCAUUUAUACUCAAGGCCCUUUUUCCAGCCUACUCGGAAAAUGUCUGAGAACCGGACAACUGGCUUAUGGCUCUGUUGCGAUUUCCUCUCCCUCUUCACACAAAAUUUCUAGAUGAAACUUCUGUACUUUCUGAUCAGUUCCACAUCUCCUACAAGGUUUGAAGAAUAAGGAAAAAUGAUGGAUCCCAUUAGAUUGUGGCCUGAUUUUCAAAUGUGCCGAGCUCUGCAGCUCCCAUUGAAAAUCAGGCUACUGGGGAGAGGGUUUAACAUGAUGUGUUCUACAUGCUUUCUGCUGAAGCACCGAUACGUCUUUAGCCCCUUUUCAAUCACUUACAUACAUCUCCACCUACAGUCCAUAGCACUGGCCUGCAGUCCACUCUACUUCACCUUGUUUGGGUUCCAAUUUCAGGAGUGGGUGAAAUGAUUCCAUAUUGUGAAAUCUGCUGUAAUGUGAUGCAGAAAGUAACUCUACAGCCAGGAUUGUGCACUGUUUCAGGACCAUGUUUGGGCUGCAGUGUUUGUUUUGGGAGAGUGGAAUUCUGUGAAAGACAGGAAAGUAGAGAGAUUAGCGUAAGGGCUACCAAAGAAUUGUAGGAUGAGAUCAUCAGCUGGUAUAAUUCCAAGCCCAGGGAAUGACACAGAUUUACGGCAACUGAGGAUACAGCCCUGCCUUUUCAAAACAAAGGAAAAAAAUCUGAAAAAAGUUUGAUUAUUAUUUUUAAAGAAGAAAAUAUUUAUAUAGCAGAUGCUAAACUUCUGCUCCAGGGACCAGCAUCAGAGCUGUUCCCUUGACAUGUGACUAAGUCAUGACUCUUCAGUAGCUCUUGCCUAUUAUGGUUUACAUUGAGAAGCUGUAAAUACAAGAGAACAAAUUAAGCUAUUUAAAUUAUGUUGCUAUUGGUUGAACUCGCUAUCUAAAAUGCUGAGUUGUUUCUUUUUCGACAUUGUGUGCUGCCUGACUUCAGCUCUGUAAACUUUUAUAGCAUGUAUUUAUAACUACUUUGGAAAGAUGAAUGUUCAUAAAAGUAGUAAUAAAAUAGAAUAUUUUACGGUACAUUCAAAAUGAAGUCAUAUGCUCAGGAAUAGUUUGAUGUUGUUUUUUUUUAAUGUUGUCUUCCUAGUCAACUCUAGGCCAAACAUGUGCAUCUCUGAUAGAAUGAUGGAAGAAAAUCACUUUAAUAUAUCAUAUUCUUUCCAUUUUUAAUAAUCAAGCCAGGUUGCAAUUAUUUUAAAACUACUAUAGUUGCAUGUCAUGACUGCAUGUAGUCAGCUAAGGUGAAGUUCAAGUGCCUGUGCACAAAAAUCAAAUAAAUUGGCUUUAUUAGAGGGGGGACUACCUGCAAGCUGCAGUACAACCCUUGUAUCUGCUGGUCUAUCUUUUUUCAGAGACAGCAUGACACUCCGCCUUUUGGCUUAAAGGGUCUUGAGUCCAAAGGGUGAGUUUCAUCCUUUGGGCCCAAUCCUGUAAACUUUCAUUCGUAUGAGUACUCCUUUACUCACAUGAGUAAUUCCCUGGAAGUAAGUGAAAGUACUCAAGAGUAAGGAUUACACACGAGUGAAGGUGUGCAGGAGCAGGGCCAUAAUCAUUAAUACUUAUUUUAAAAGCCAAAUUCCAGUAAAACCAGGAAUCUGUCAUUCAGUGAGUAUUACCAGAAACAAGAUUCUCCUCUGAAAAGUGACUAUAUAAACUGCACUUAUUUGAUUGUUUGCAUACAUAGUUACACAAGUUAAGUAUCCAGAUACAAGUUGGCACUGACAUUUUUAAAAGAAAAUUUGCUAUUAAAGUCCUAGCUUUCAGCAUUGAGAUCAGUGUGGCAGUCUACACAUGUAAGAACUAUUUCAAUCUGCUUUAAACAGAGCUAUGGUAGUUUACGCUGGAAGGGCUGGAAAGCUUUGUUUUUAAAUGAAAGCUUGUAUUCUGCAGUAUCUGAAUCUGUCACAGAAGGCCAAAUAAAUUCAUCAAGCAGGUAAGAAUGGUGAUGCCACUGGUGUAAGUCAUAACACUUGUUAAAUUACUGAACAUCAGUUUGGCCUAAUAAACACAAAAGUCUGGUCUCCUGUUAUUCCUAACAAAGCCUCCUUUCCCCAUUUUUAGAACUAAACUGUCAUGUUUUCUCCAAACAACAAUUCUUACAUAUUUUAUUCUUAGCACCAGGUAAUGGAUCCAGACCAAAACAAACUAAUGAAGCAAAUAUCCCCUUUAAGAAGGUCUCAGGGAAAGCAGCAAUCUUAACAGAGUUCAUAAGGUCCUUACCUCAGAUCCCUGGUUCAGAGCCUCCAAAGUUAGUAAGGAAACAAAAUCUCUGGUCUUGCCCGAGAGGAGGCAUUGAGACCACAGCCUACAUAGCUUCUAACCCCCUUCAUCCUGCUCCAGUUCCUUUUCUUGUUUAAAUAACUCAACCCCAGGGCAGGGGGACCUUGAUUACACCCAAACUAGUUUGGUUGUAGGCUUCACCCUGUUCCUUAAAGGCAUAAUGGUUCCUCCACAGACCAGUAGAUGGUGAGAUUUGGACUUUAUUCUCCAGCCCUUACUUGAAUUUGAUAUCCAUUUUUUGUUUUCCACCUCUACUUCCAUUUUAGCUUGUGCACAUACUGGGCCUACGAUGAAUGCAAUCAUUUAUGCACAGGCUCAAAGUACACACUUCACUCAUUUUGUAUACAUUUUCCAGACUUUUCAUUCAGGGAUAUAGCCUUCAGGAUCACAAGUAUAAAAGGAACAGACCAGUUUUUAUUGAACUGAAUUUAUUGUGUUUGAUUUUAAAGUCAUUCCUGUUUUUUAUUGUUGUUACAUUAUGCUUACGUUAAUGUCAAGAACACCUUUUGCAGAUAAUCUUAAAAUUCAAGGUUUUUUUUGAACAUCAAAUUUAUCUUGAUUUGGAAUAUCUUACUAAGGUGAUUUAUUACAAGUUUAGGGAACCCAAGGUUCUAGCUGUUUAUUUCCUUCUGAAAUGAAUACUCUGAGGUUUCACUGUAAAUAUAGGGGGAGAUUUUGCUUCCAGGUAAACUGAUAUAAACCUACAAUAACUCCAUUAUCUUAAAUGGAAUUACUCUGAGUUCAAACUAAACAGAAUUUGGGCCCCAAAUAUUUUUAAGCACAAACAUUUCCUUAUCUACAUUACCAAUAAUACCUCAAAUGAUUAACAUUUAAAAAUGUAAAACCAAUUUACUUUUUUCUAUUUGUACAUGCGUUUGUUUUUUCCUGCAUUUCCCUCAUCUUGCGCAAUGAAAUUAACUUUGCUUGUGGUCAGUUUCUCAUCAAUUUAACAUUGAUGUUCCAGUCUAGUAGUCCCUGCUUUUUAUUGUACUAGUGAAUUCAAAGCCUAACCCCUUUGUAUAAGUAUGAUGGCCCUGUUGAGCCACUGCUACCCCUCUCCCAUCACAUGGGCAAGCUAACUGGCAAUGGAGGUCCAAAUCCCAAUCUUCCAAAAUUUAGCAUACUCUGGGAUUUGAAGUCCUCUAGAGUGUAAUGGACAUUGCAGGUUAGAGGGCACAGAGCUACAUGGGAGUGGGCAGUGGCAGUGCUUACUACAGAGUCUGGAGAUUAUCUUUAAAAUUGACAGGGAAGAUUGGUGCUGGUCGUGGGGCUAGGGAGAAGAGGAAAUUGCUAACUGGCGCAGUAAAACUAUUUGGUACAUGGGUACAGUUGCCCAAAAAUGUUGGGAACCACUGCCCUAGAUCACAGCUAACAAGAAUCACUUGUAACUCUGUAUCCUGCCCCAGCCUUCACUCCCCUAAUUACUCUCCACCACAUAGGAAUAACUCUGUAUGGGCUUGAUACAAAGCACAUUGAAGUCAACGUAAAAAAUCUCAUUGGCUUGAAUGGGGUUUGGAUCAAGCCUUAUAUCACUAAGAUUUCUUAGAUAUGGCCUCAGUCCUAGAAGAUGUUGAAUACCUGCUACAAGGUGCUGAGCGUCCUCCAUUCUUGUUGGAUUCAGAGGGACCUGAAGGUACAUAACACCUCACCAUAUUGACCUUAAGAGCAGAAAAGUCACACCAGAGCAUGUCAACGUGAAAAGGCCAGAACAUCUCACAAGGAUCUAUAUGCAAAGAAAAUCCUCUAUGCAUGGAUCUCCUCCUUCUUAUGUGGAAUGGAGGAUGUCAGAUGCCUUAUCAGCACCCUUCCUCCACCUUCCCCCCAACCACACACACUUUCUAGGCUCCUGUGCAUCACACACACCUCGGCAGGAAAUUGUCCUGGAAGUCAAUACAGCCUGGAGUUCAACUUCUGAAUAAAGAAUGUUCACACUGUAGAACCCCCAUCCAAGAGCAGGGGGUCACAAGGGAAGAGCACGGUACUGAGAGAAGAGCAGUGGAGAAUAGCAUGGAGGACGUGUAGAAGCAGAAUGGAGUGGGAGCAUCUGUGUGAAUGUCCCCCUGCCUCCAUCAUGUUCAACAUGGGACUCAAGGGAUACAUGCAGAGGCUUUGGAAUAAUCCCAUCCUCCCGAGCAGAAAGAUCUCAUUGAUGUUUUCUUCCCUCUGACCCCAUACUGUGGGAAUUUCUGUUUUUAUUAGAUAGAGGAGUGACUUGGCUCAUAAAUAGUACUGCAUAUAGGAUCUGAUUUUUAACUUUAAUUCAUCCUUGUGAGCUGGACCUGUCAUAUAAGAAAAAUGGCCACAAAACAAGUACAGUAGCCCUUAUAUAUAUAUCCUUCAAUAACCUGGCUAUUUUUGCCCACUUAACUUCAUAUUUCCUAAACUUUACCUUAAAAAUCAAAACCCCUGCAUGCUCCCUUUGUAUGUGAUGGUCAUUGCUGUUUCUGAGGCAAUUUACAUCUUGACGCUGUUAUUUCAAGAAUCUAGUACUAGCUACAGAAUUUUUUCCAUGGUGUUUUUGCUGAGAGGGGUUUGUAAUAUUCAGUGUACAGUGCCUUUUUCUGUGUCUUUAAAAUAGAUAAAAUUUCUAUGAUG
This is a messenger RNA of Chelonia mydas (Green sea turtle), 16102 nucleotides long. It is a transcript of the gene FAM217B, whose product is annotated as family with sequence similarity 217 member B. Bases 6327 to 7820 code for a protein of 497 amino acids. The record is from RefSeq and is a predicted model, not a curated record. NCBI's taxonomy places the organism in Eukaryota, Metazoa, Chordata, Testudines, Cheloniidae. The transcript has 4 exons.